Messenger RNA from Anisakis simplex (herring worm), 660 nucleotides. The record is from the annotation of a GenBank genome assembly. Lineage: Eukaryota; Metazoa; Nematoda; Chromadorea; Rhabditida; Anisakidae.
GAGAACGAAAAACUGAUCGUGGCAAGAAUAACGGGUUUCGGUCAAACCGGAGAGCUUUCACAACGGUUUGGACGUGAAUUAAAUUAUGUGGCACUGAGUGGUUUGAUGCCAACGUUCGCAGGACACUCGGUGAAACGCUUUCCCUACUGGACUCCAGCAAACAUGUUAGCCGGAUUUGCCGGUGGUAGUCUGAUGGCCGCAUUCGGCAUUCUCGCAGCAAUUCAUCAAAGAAUAAUCAAUGGUGGAAAAGGCUCAAUAAUCGAUGUGAGCAUGGUCGAUGGUUUAGCGUAUUUAGGAAGUUUUCAAACGAUCUACAAGGAUAUCGAUAACGUUUGGAAUAAGCCAUUUUCGUGGUUUUCGGGUGAUUGUCCUGUUUAUAGAUGUUAUGAAACUUCUGACGGGAAAUUCAUGGCCGUUGCAGCGUUGGAGAGGAGAUUCCAUACAAAAAUGUUGCAAGUUUUGGAAGUGAAUAUUCCAGUGAGUGAUAUUUGGACGAAACCGGCCGAAGUUACCGAAAAGCUUGAAGCUGUCUUCAAAACGAAGACCAGAAGAGAAUGGAUGGAAAUUUUCAGAGGUGCGUCGCCAUUACCCUUUGUGCCUGUUCCGUCCUAUCAACCAGCUUCUCAUAUUCUUUCCUUCUGCCAAAAUCUCUUCACAUGA